Molecule: messenger RNA, 4378 nt
Organism: Pseudomyrmex gracilis
Lineage: Eukaryota; Metazoa; Arthropoda; Insecta; Hymenoptera; Formicidae
Exons: 7
Coding region: 794-4075 (1093 amino acids)
Source: RefSeq, a predicted model, not a curated record
AGCAAAGCACUCUUAAUUAAUUAACCAAUUUACGCUUAUGUGCAAAUAAAUCCAAAAUUCUUCGAGCAGAAAAAAAAAAAAAAGAAAAAAUCACCUGCCGAUAUCAAUGACACGCUAUUUUCUUGCUCGCGCGACGUUGCGCAAAGAAGAUUCGAAUUACCGCCGGCCACGAUCGACGACCGUUUUAUUGCAUCAUCAUCAUCAUCGCGUUACGCGUCAACGAACUCAUUGUUCGAAUUUUCCUUUUUAUCGAGUCGUCGCGCGGCAGCACUUUUACUACUGCGGGGUUUAAUCUGCGAGUAACAGACCGAUCCGAUCCUGUCCCCGUGAUUCAGAGUUUUUUAUUUUUUUUGUUUUUUUUUUGUUUUUAAUUAUGCACGCAACGCGCGCGGCUCUCGCAUAAAUUUAACGCACCGCGACGUUAGUAAGCGAGUAGUCCCUAGAAACCGGUCGAAAGUUGGAAAACUUGGCGCGCAUUCUGUCCUCCGAGAAUUUUUCUCCUUUGAUAUCAUACAUCAAAAUGUUAUUCGGGUCAUUCGGGAGAGAAAUCUCGGACCGUUUCCCGCGCGCGCGGUUGUCAUCUCCCGAGAGUGAUUAUUUAUGACCGAGUACUAUAUCUUGGAUACGCGCGCAAGAAAAAUCAGUGUGUGUGUCCGUUAUAUCAUCAGUUGUGAUAAUUUUUCAGAACGAAUGACGUCAGCAAGCGACACAAUAGAGGAAAGCACUUGCGACUACACAUCCAACUGGACCGCGUGACAUCUGGAUACAAAAAAAAAAAAAAAAAAAAAAAAAAAUGUCAACCUUGGGAAUAUCUUGCUACGAGGAUGGAUUUCGUCUGGGUGGUCCGCCGUCCGAGUGUUCGCUCAAAAGCAAGGCGCAAAUCGACGCGCUGUUCGAAGAUUCCAGAUCGAUUUGCAGCUCCACUUUGGGAGGGUGGUACGCCGGUCUGUCCAACGCGACCAACCCCGACGAUGUGGGCGCCGAGGAGCAGAAGAGGGUGAACAGCGCCGUCCAGGCGCGCAUCGAAGCGAUGUUCGCCUCGGUGGAGGCCGAAAGUGGAACGCCCGGUGAAUGCGCCGCCGCUAUUCUGCCGGUGAAAUACAUGGGAGCCGCCCCGGUCGGCGGACGCGUUGCGAGCGUGCGCGGUCUUCAGGAACCACUUCGUCAGCUGUUGGAACGCAUAGAAGUGUGCGUGAGGGCCGAGUUGGAGGUUUCCAGACGCGGACUUACGUUUCGCACGAGCGAGAUCUGUGAGAAAAACAAUCCCUUCCGCAGAAUAGCGGUAUGGAGCGCGCUGAGGCUGCGCUGCAAGAGAACACCGUCGGGCGACGUGCAUCACGCAUUUCUACCCUUAGUCGGCGAUCAGGAUCAGGGACAGACGUUGGAAGACAAACACGCCGAUCUCUACAGAACAAUGCGUGGUUUGAGAAGCGAGGCGGAAUGUUACCCUCCGAUCUUCGCUGUGGUGAUGCGACGACCCGGAGCCGCCAAGGUAUUGGAGUGUCACGCGUUCGCCUGCGAAUCCGAGGAGGACGCCGUAGCGGCCGCGGCCACGUUGUAUCGCGCUCUUCUCGCCGAUCUGGACGCGAAUCGCCGACGACCCCGUCACGCAAACGGGCUCGGCUGCGUGAGUCUGGCCUCGGUUGUUUCCAGCGCGCGGGAACAACCGAGUCUCGGCCGAAGGAUCGGUUGUUUGCUGCCGCCGCCGCCCAGACCGACGGCGCCGCAUCCCGUGCGACCGCCCAGAAUGAAGAAGAGUUCGGUAAGCAGUUCCGUCACCGAGGACGAGAGCGCGAAGCCCAGUUUGCAGAAGGUUCCCCGAAGAAAGAAGAAGAACUCGGACGUGAAGGCGGAAGACAUUCUCGAGGCGCGCGGAAGAAAACGGGACAACGUCGUCAAAGGCGAGAAGCAGAGCAAUUCGGGACAGUUGAAGCGAGACGUCGUUUUGUUGAGAAACGAGGAAUUGCAAAAUUCAAAGAACAAGAUGUUCUCCGUCGAGGAGAACGAGAGUCACGCAUCGAGAAUCGAGAUCGAGUCGAACAAAUCCGAGAAGAUCUACGACGCCAGAGAUGCGAGCGCGCUUUACGAGAGGCAGUCCAACAAGUACGAAAAAUUGUACAAAUCGAACAACAAUCCGAAGGAUUGUUCGCAGAAUGACAUUUACGAGAGAAACUACGGAUCGUACGACUUGAACCGAGCGAGCGGAAACGCGCCGGCUGAGCGACAAUCGUAUUCUCCCAGAGCCGAGAGCGUUUUAAUGUACGACAAGGUGAACAAGAUCGGCAGGAACGAGAUCGGUACCGCGUACGAGCCGAUCGGCAGAAAAAAAGACAUUGUUUACGGCUCGCGCAUCGAAGACGCCGACAAGAUCGAAAGUAUCGGAAAUGAGGACGUUUACGCGGUCAAGAACAACAGAGGUCAAACGCGAAAUCGUCAGGAGGACGAUAUCUUCUUCGCGAAGAACUCGCGUCAGGAGCACUCGGACAGCACGGGGGAUCAGCAGAAGCGCUCGAGAAACCCGGAGAAGAUACACCACUCCGGCAAGAGAGUCAGCAGGAUGGUCACCAUGGACAAACCGUUGAAGAAGGACCAGUCGGAUCCUUACUCGCUGAACGUGCCGGAGUACAGUCGUCCACGGGUGAGAAGAAGAAGCAGAGCUGGGAGCGAACCUCCCGUCAGUCACUCCGACAAGACCAACAAGAUACUUCACGAAAAUGCGUUGAAGAGAUCUCAGAGCGAUAUAGACGUGGACAAAGGCGAUCUGAUGACGAGAGUCGAGUUACCCAGACGAGGGAGUUUCUUGACCGCCGGAAGUGGGAGGAGACCGAAUAACAUCAACGGCGGCACUCCUCUCGGAUUUACGGAAUUGUUCGACGAGUUCAGAAAUCAGGAAGGCUUGACUAGCGUCGACGACAUCUUGGCGGCUAUUAUAGACCCGGAAGGCAUGUCGUUCAACGACCUCAAACCGCUGUACAAGGAAUUUCUAUUAAAGCUUGCGGCAACUCUGACGCAAGACGAAUUGUAUCAGAGAUCGGCCAGCAUCAUGAGAAGACGUCGAAGACCGCAAAGACGAAGAUCGAGCCGUCGUACCUGCUUGCUGGGCAGAGCCAUCAAGAGAUCGGUCUCGAGGCUCAAAGGCGGACCCACGGAAUUCACUUCCGUGAUAUUCCCGGCCAGAAGAUUGAACGACAGUUUCGGCAGCAGUUCGUCCUGCGACGUCAGAAACAAUCACCGCAAUCGAGUUCUGGCGAGCAGACUCGGGAGGAGAAAAUCCUCGUGGAGGAUCGCGAGCAAGAGCGGCGUGUGCCACACAACCUCCGAAGACAGCGAUACAUGUAGACGACUGAGUCGCAGCGUAGGCGCGACCGCGAACAGAAGCAGCAGCGGCUACGUGAGCUGCAGCGAGUGCAGCUACGAUUCCGAGUCCUGCACGUGCGUGUCGGCGGACAAGUGUUACUGCUCGCUGUCCAGGCGAAUGCCAGCGGACACGUCCGCGCCCGGGAACGCGAUAAUUUGCGCCUGCGACACCGACAGUUGCUCCGAGAGCAACAAGUGUUACUGCGCGCGAAAGCCGACGCAGCCUAGCAUACUCGAGCAACUUCGACAGAAGGGAAUCGUUCCGUCGGAGAGUACCCUCAGCAGAGGAGACAGUCCCGGGGAGAGGAUCAGAGGUUCGAAAGUGACCGGUAGUCAUAGUUCAUCUCGCAACAUCGAUUUUCACAAGAAACGAUCGUCGGCGGUUUGCGGUAGUUCGGACAAUUUGGCGUUAGAUUACGAUCUGUUCAGUCCGGGAAGACGAUCUCAGCAGUCGUCCGGGAGCGAGAAAGUUCUCGUGGUCAGCGCCAGGGAUACUCAGGGCCGUCUGGUUUACGUAGGCGGCGCGGAACGGGACAAGAAGCAUUCCUCUCGCGGCAGCGGCAGAUCCGGAGCGCAUCACGAGGCGCUUUCCAUUAAGAAAAGCGCGGAAAUCGCCGCGGUUUUCGGAGACAGCAAUCGAAUAUCCAGAAGAACCAGUAACGCGUCAAGCGUAAAAAGCUCGGUCAGCCUCGAAGCUGGUUUGGGUUACUUACCAUGACACAAAAUUGUCGAAUAACUUAAUGUAUCUAAUCGAAUAUAAUAAUAAUAUACGUAAUAUUUUGAGUAUUGCUAUAUACAAGUACACAUAUCUUGCCAUUCGCGUCACGCGAACGUAAAACGGAAGUUUUUUCUUAUGAUUAUGUGUCGUAAAUUUAUUUUUAGUCGUUUUUUUUUUUCAAUGUAUGCUACGUACCUGUUUCAUCAUAAUUUUAACGUUUAAGUUAAACGUAAAGAAAUAGAAAUUCAUUUCUAUUUCUAUCUUCUCACAUAGAUUUUUGUCGCUUACACGCGAUAAAAAAUC